Dermatophagoides pteronyssinus (European house dust mite) is the source of this 1477-nucleotide messenger RNA. RefSeq lists its product as uncharacterized. Gene Ontology annotation, molecular function: DNA-binding transcription factor activity, RNA polymerase II-specific; RNA polymerase II transcription regulatory region sequence-specific DNA binding. Lineage: Eukaryota; Metazoa; Arthropoda; Arachnida; Sarcoptiformes; Pyroglyphidae. The record is from RefSeq and is a predicted model, not a curated record. Gene Ontology annotation, biological process: regulation of transcription by RNA polymerase II.
UUUUUUUUGAAACAUCACUGAAUUGAAAUUGUUUGUGAAUUGUUUUUUAAUAUAUUUCUGUUUGUUUGUCAUAAUACGAACAAAGUUAAUUACAAUUACAAAAAACAAAAAGUUAAUUUGUGCAAUAAUUAUUGAUUUUUUUUCUGUUGUUGUUAUAAUUUUUUUUUUCAUCGUUACAAAUAGAAUGUUUUGUUAUCAUUGUCCACCGACACUUGCUACAACGAUUGGUUCAACAGGAACUGCUUCUGCUGCUGCUUCUGUAUCAACUGGAUCAACACACUCUAAUCAUCAUUCUCAUCAACAACAUCAGAAUCAUCAUCAUCAUUCCAAUUCAAACGCUCAACAACAACAUAAUCAUCAUCAACAACAACAACAAAAUUCAUCACCGACCGCAUCUAUUUCAGCAGCAACAGCAGCAGCAGCAGCCGCUGCAGCCGCUGCCGCAAUGUCAAAUACAAGCCUUUCAACAUUAUCAACACUUUAUUCGGCUGCUGGUGCAUCGCAAUAUUCAUCAUUCAGUUCGAUGUAUGGUUCAAAUGUUGAUGGAUCGGAUGAAGCAUUUAUUCGUCGAAAACAACGUAGAAAUCGUACAACAUUUAGCGUACAACAAUUGGAAGAAUUGGAAAAAGCAUUUGCCCAAACACAUUAUCCUGAUGUGUUUACUCGAGAAGAUUUAGCAAUGAAAAUUAAUCUAACUGAAGCAAGAGUACAAGUUUGGUUUCAAAAUCGAAGAGCAAAAUGGCGUAAAUCUGAACGUCUUCGUAAAGAACGUGAAACAAAUGGUAAUGAUGAUCAUUUAUUGGAUAUAGGAUCACAAUCACCAACUAUUAAUAUUGAUGUAGCAUCAGCUGAAAUGAGUUCGACACCUAGUACAAGUCCUGAUACGAAUGAUCUAAAAGAUACAGAUCGUUUAUUGACCGCUGAUGAUCAUUCAUUAAUACGAAACAAAAUUAAAUCGGAUGAUGAAAAUCAUACGCCAACCAAUGAUUUAUCAAUAAUCAAACAUAAACAAUCAAAUUUUCCAAUAAGUUCAUUGAUUGCAAAUAAUAAUCGAACUAAUAGUGUUAAUGAUUUUGGUCAAUCAUCAUUUAUUUCAUCGAUUAAACAUCCAUUUUAUCAAGGAGGUGUUCAUUCAUUAUUUGAUCGUAGUCCAUUUUUUCGUGAAAUUUCAAUGUCUCCUCAUUUUUCAGUUCCAACAUUCAAUUCAAUUCAAAAUUCGCUGUUUGCCAGUGCAUUUAAUAACACUGGAAAUGAUAAAACGGGAUUUAGCCAAUCAAAUUUUGACAAUAUGUUAAAUGCAGCAGCUAUGGCAGCUGUAACUGGACAUAAUUCUGGUUGUACACGAUUUUCGGCAACAAUUCCACCUUUAUUUAUGGCAGCAGCAACAGCACCAACAACAUCAUCAUCAUCAACAACAACAGCAUCAUCAAUUUCAUCUUCACAUACUUCAAACAAUCAAUCUAAUUCACAUUUUUAG